AUGUCAGUUGCCUCCUGUUCCAAAACUAGGAGAAUGGAUACCAUAAAUAAUACAGAAGAAAUGACAUUUGAAAAAUGGGAACGUUUUCAUAAUUGGGUACAUUGUGUAUGCAUUGUUACUUUUGAUCUUGAAUUAGGCCAAGCUAUAGAGGCUAUAUAUCCAUUUCAUAUCAAGUUAUCCGAACAAGAGAGAUCUAAUGUUUGUUAUCUUGCUUUUCCUGAUUCUAAUUCUGGCUGUAUGGGAGAUACACGAUAUCAUGUCAGAAUAAGACAGAAUGGAGCUGUAAUUCAAGAGACUAAAGCGUUAAAAGAAUAUGAUAGAAGGUCACCUCCAUUUUUACAAUGUGAUAAAGAUUAUUAUUGGGGUUAUGUGUACUUUCGUCAAGUGAAAGAUAAAUCUCUUCCAAGAGGAUAUUUCCAAAAGAGUAUUGUUAUAAUUACAAAACUGCCAUUUGUGAAUCUCUUUGGUGAAUUGUGUGCUUUAAUUGCACCUGAAUUUUUUGAAAUGGGCAAUGCAGUGAUGGAAGCUAUCAUAAGAGAAAUUGACCAAUGGCCUCCUCCAACACCUGGCCAAAUAGUGCAUUUACCACUUAUAGGUGUUUUAUUUCAAACAUAUAUUCCAAAUCAAAACUAUAAAGCAACUGCACCUACAAUUGCUGCCAUGGAUCAUGCGCCAAACUUUCAUGCAACGCGAAGACUAAUUUUAGCAUCUGCCUAUGAAGGAGAUAUGUUUAGAAGUUUAGCUAGUGUUGUAAGUUAUGUACAUUUAUUAUGGGAAUUAGUAUUACUUAGUGAACCAAUUGUUGUUAUGGCUGGUUCACCUACUGGUUGCUCUGAAAUGGUCCAAGCACUUAUUGCGAUGAUUGCACCAUUAAAAUAUUGUGCUGAUCAUCGACCUUAUUUUACAAUUCAUGAUUCUGAAUUUAAAGAAUAUACUACAGAUGCUCCAUCACCUCCUGCUGUAAUAUUAGGUGUAACUAAUCCAUUUUUUGCCAAAACUCUACAACAUUGGCCUCAUAUUAUAAGAAUAAGUAAUGGAACUAAUAAUGAAAAUCAAAGGUACAAAAUAAAGAAAUCUGAGAAUCUCAAAGUAUUAGACUCAAAACCAGGUGUUUAUACACAGUAUAAACCUUUCCUUCACAAGGAUAAAACUAUAUUGAAAAAAUUAUUUAGAGGUAUCCAGACAAAGAGACCAGGAGAAGUGCAAACAGCUCUUUUGAAACGUCAUUUGAUAGAACUGACUGAAAGUUUUAUGAUACCUCUGGAAAGAUAUAUUGCAAGUCUUAUGCCACUACAGAAGGACAUAUCACCUUUUAAAGCUACUCCCAUACCUGAAUUAUUUAAUCCAGAUGAUUUCCUAGCUACAUUAAGUAGUGCUGGACCACAAUUAACUACUGGCAUAAAAGGAGAUUGGGUAGGAUUAUAUCGACGAUUUUUUCGUUCACCUAACUUUUCUGGCUGGUUUCAUACUAGGUAUACGGAAUUAUCACAAAAAUUACAGGUCAUACAACUUGAGGCAUUAUCACAAGCGGAUUUAAAAACAUGGGUGCAAGGAAAACAGGAGGUGGAAUUGGUAGAUAUGAUUCUUAGAAUUCGACAGAAAUUAGAAAAGACUUAUAUUGAUGAAGUACCUAUAGGCAAUUCUGUAAGAGAAAAGCUUCAAGAAAGAAUAAAUGACAUCACACAUACGUUGCCAGAUGAUUUAAAAGACAUUUUGAAUCAUGAAUCUUGA
Molecule: messenger RNA, 1731 nt
Organism: Eufriesea mexicana
Lineage: Eukaryota; Metazoa; Arthropoda; Insecta; Hymenoptera; Apidae
Product: protein DENND6A
Exons: 8
Coding region: 1-1731 (576 amino acids)
Cellular component (GO): recycling endosome
Molecular function (GO): guanyl-nucleotide exchange factor activity
Source: RefSeq, a predicted model, not a curated record